UGAUGUGACCCGAAACGUGGUUAUCAAUAUUGAUAACUGUGCGCUCUAUAGCACGAAUUUACGCAGCACUACCAACACAGCUGAUCAUCAGCAUCGGCAAUCGUUAUCGCUGAGCUAUCGAUCGAUACAGCAACGUAAGCGCCAACGACGCGAACGGUUUUUAGUCAUAUUUCGCUAUUUUUGCGCGACGGUCGCAUUUGCAUUGACUGUCGCCUGUGUCGUCUACACACUCAAUACAAUGGGUUGGUUUUUUGCGUUACUCGCUGCGAUCAGCGCUUUGCUGCUAACAAGGUCUUGGCGCUGGUUCUACAUCGCGGGAGCAACAGCCAAACGAGAUUUAACCGCUCUUUGGGCCUAUGGAAAGCUGCUGCGCUAUACGAAACGCCGUGAACGCCUCAACAACACCGUGGCCGAUGUCUUCGAGGAGAAUGUGCUGGCGCAUCCGGACAAGAUAGCCGUGGUCAGUGACACGCAGAGAUGGACCUUCCGUCAGGUGAACGAGCAUGCCAACCGUGUGGCCAAUGUGCUGCAGGCGCAGGGCUAUCAGAAGGGCAAUGUGGUCGGCCUGCUGCUGGAGAAUCGCGCCGAGUAUGUGGCCACCUGGCUGGGUCUGUCCAAAAUCGGCAUCAUUACGCCACUGAUCAAUACGAAUCUGCGUGGCCCAUCGCUGCUGCACAGCAUCACGGUAGCCCAUUGCAAUGCACUGAUCUAUGGCGAGGAUUUCGCCGAGGCCAUUGCCGAUGUUAACAAAGAGCUGCCAGCCGAUAUGGCACUCUUCCAGUUCAACAACGAGAAUAACAACACACAAUCGGAUGCGGUCAAACAGGCCAAGAAUCUGAAUACGCUGCUCACAGCGGCCAGCGUGGAGAAACCCGGCAAGACGCAGGUGGCGCAUCACGACAAACUCGUCUACAUCUAUACGUCGGGCACUACGGGCUUGCCCAAGGCAGCUGUCAUCUCCCACUCACGUUAUUUGUUCAUUGCUGCCGGCAUCCACUAUACCAUGGGCUUCAAGGAUGUUGACACGUUCUAUACGCCAUUGCCGCUGUACCACACCGCCGGUGGCAUCAUGUGCAUGGGUCAGGCGGUAGUCUUUGGCUCCACGGUCGCCAUACGCAAGAAGUUCUCGGCCACCAACUACUUUGCUGACUGCACCAAGUUCAAAGCGACUGUCGGUCAAUAUAUUGGUGAGAUGGCACGUUAUAUUUUGGCCACGAAGCCAUCGGAACACGAUCGUGCGCAUCGUGUGCGUCUGGUGUUUGGCAACGGUUUGCGUCCGCAGAUUUGGCCACAGUUUGUGGAGCGCUUCAACAUUGCCAAAGUGGGCGAAUUCUAUGGCGCCACCGAGGGCAAUGCGAACAUUAUGAAUCACGAUAAUACUGUGGGCGCCAUUGGCUUUGUGUCGCGCAUAUUGCCCAAGGUUUAUCCCAUUUCAAUUAUACGCGCCGAUCCCGAUACGGGCGAGCCCAUACGCAACAAGGAUGGCCUCUGCGAGCUGUGCGAGCCUAACGAGCCAGGCGUCUUCAUUGGCAAAAUCGUCAAAGGCAAUCCGUCUCGCGAAUUUCUGGGCUAUGUCGAUGCCAAGGCAUCGGCCAAGAAGAUUGUCAAGGAUGUAUUCAAGCAUGGUGAUAUGGCAUUUCUGUCUGGCGAUCUGCUAGUCGCCGAUGAGAAAGGCUAUUUGUACUUUAAGGAUCGCACGGGUGACACAUUCCGUUGGAAGGGUGAAAAUGUUUCCACCAGCGAGGUGGAGGCGCAGGUCAGCAAUGUGGCUGGCUACAAGGACACCGUGGUGUACGGCGUCAACAUACCGCAUACCGAAGGACGCGCCGGCAUGGCUGCCAUCUACGAUCCGCAGCGGGAACUCGAUCUGGAUGUCUUUGCUGCAAAUCUUGCCAAAGUGCUGCCCGCCUAUGCGCGUCCCCAAAUACUGCGACUGCUCACCAAGGUGGAUCUGACUGGUACAUUCAAGCUACGCAAGGUGGAUCUGCAAAAGGAGGGCUACGAUCCAAAUGUGGUGCACGAUGCGCUCUACUAUCAAACAUCCAAGGGACGCUACGAACUGCUGACACCCAGCACCUACGAGCAGCUGCAACGCAAUGAAAUUCGAUUUUAAGAACUGUUAUAGAUGCUCUACUUAGGGUUCUCUUAUUCUAUGGUUCUUUGCCUUAUCCAAACCUAAUGCUGUUAAUUAAUUUGUAAGCGUCUUCAAGAACCUUUCCAGCUAAUGCACACAUCCCAAUUUAUGCACGCUCCUAUAAAUAUAUAUAUAUGAAUAUAUGUAUAUUCCUAUGUCUAUUUAGUAUGUAGUCAAUUUGUGCAUUUUUGUUUAGAACGCAUUUUCUAUUGUUUUGCAUAUGACCCAAAACUCUGUUAAGUGCAAUGUGUAUGUGCGAGUGUGCGUGUGUGUGCACGUGUGUGUUUGUCUUAUUGUUAGUCACUUAGUAGUAAAUACAUUUUAGAGAGCACAUACCAUUUUAUAAUAUAUAUCCAUUAUAUUUUAUUUGAAAUGCUUUUAUUUCUAGCCUGUACAUACGAGCAGCCAUUUGGUAACUGUCCUAAUUUUAUAAAGCCCUCUUCUAUCUAUCAAAUAAAGUUCU
Drosophila hydei is the source of this 2597-nucleotide messenger RNA. RefSeq names its product long-chain fatty acid transport protein 4 (gene Fatp1). Gene Ontology annotation, biological process: triglyceride homeostasis. Bases 239 to 2113 code for a protein of 624 amino acids. Gene Ontology annotation, molecular function: long-chain fatty acid transmembrane transporter activity; long-chain fatty acid-CoA ligase activity. Gene Ontology annotation, cellular component: endoplasmic reticulum. The transcript is spliced from 5 exons. The record is from RefSeq and is a predicted model, not a curated record. Lineage: Eukaryota; Metazoa; Arthropoda; Insecta; Diptera; Drosophilidae.